Messenger RNA from Labrus bergylta (ballan wrasse), 5608 nucleotides. RefSeq names its product ankyrin repeat and LEM domain containing 1 (gene ankle1). Gene Ontology annotation, cellular component: nucleoplasm; cytoplasm. Gene Ontology annotation, biological process: double-strand break repair via homologous recombination; resolution of meiotic recombination intermediates. NCBI's taxonomy places the organism in Eukaryota, Metazoa, Chordata, Actinopteri, Labriformes, Labridae. The record is from RefSeq and is a predicted model, not a curated record. Gene Ontology annotation, molecular function: protein binding; DNA endonuclease activity.
UAAGCUGUAACAGAGAGUGAUUGAUCAAAACAAAUGGAACUUGACUUCACAUCAUCAUGCCAGGACUAAAAAGAAGUGAGAAAUAGGUGCUUUGAAACGUGUGAAGAGAGGUCAGUCUUUGUAAUUAAUUGUCAGAAUCAUUCUUCUUACCUUUGAGCACCUAGAUUUAACUUAACACAAAAACAGUGAGGGCUAAACAAGAGUAAAGCUGAAGCUGGAGUAUCAAUGAGACUGUCGCCUACAGGCCAUUUGCUGUAUCCUGCGCCCCUUCUUUUUUUCUUUUUUACCAAGUUCUCAGCUGAUUGGUUGGGAUGAAAGCUUUGUCUAAUCAGAAACAUGCGUGGGCGGGACUUCCGUCUGCCAGCAAGUGAGGGGGAUGGUUUGUCUGUUUGGAGGGAAAUUCAAUAACAUGCGAGCUGAUCCUUAACAACGCAGGUAGUGAAGAUUAAAAAACUGCUCGUUGGAAACUAAGAGUAAUACACAUUGACUGUCGUGUGGUUUGUAUAAACGAGGUAGACGUAUUGGGCUCUGAAAGGCAGCGUCUUAGUCGCUAUUAGCUCGGCUAGCUGGCAUCCGUUUACUGAUUCAUGUUACAAGGAUUCAUGCGCAGGUCUCGACUAUGGGUUGAUUCCAAAAAUCUGGCUGAAUGACAAAAGUGGGUUGAUAAAAUAACUGGACAUGGAUCGGAAGACACGGAGGCUCGAAGGUCAACUUUGUAAAGCAGUGAAGGAUGAAGAACCAAGAUGUGUGCAGCUGCUUCUGUCAGAGGGUGCAUGUCCUCACCUGGUGGGAAGUAAAGGUGUGGCUGCAAUACACCUGGCUGUUGGAAAAGAGACUGAGAAGAACAUACGCUGCUUGAAAAUGCUGCUGCAGUAUGGAGGAGACCCCAACGUCAGGUCAUCAGAGGGACUGACUCCUCUACACAUUGCUGCGCUGUGGGGGUGUUAUCAAAACCUCAAGCUGCUCUUGAUACAUGGAGGGAACCCAAACAGCAAAGAUAAUGACGGUAAUACACCAGGGCAGCUUGCAGAGCAGCAGGAGAAUAGAAGAUGUGCCCAGCUUCUUCAGGAGUAUCCAGUCAGCUCAGUGGACACGGAGGACGACGACCUGCCUCAGUUCCAGUAUUCCGUGUACUCAGACCAGAAAGACACGUCCAGCUACCCUGAAUCAGACUACAGCUUCAGUUCCCACUCCUCUAUGAUAAGUGACUUUGGUGAAGCCCCAUUGAGCAGCACCAGGCGCUCAUCAUUUUUCAACAUGUCUCACAUUAAUGGGAGGCCGAGUUACAGAGGACCAUCAUACAACAGACUUUCUGAAACAGACUUCAAGAGGAAUCACAGCCAGGACUGGAACAAUUCCUCCUCACAAUGGGCAUCUGAAUGUCCCUCUAUUCUUUCAAGCACCCGCAUGUCUGCAGUGGGACCUGCAGCUGCAUUGCAAGUCCUUAAAGAGGAUGACGUAUUGAGUUACGACGUUGGGUUCACAUCAAAAGCAAAAGAACAUGCUGCAACAACUGAUAGCACAAUCUCUCCCUCCAGAAGAGACACUCUCCCAGCGUUUCCCUCCAGGCGAGUGAGCCGUAAGAGUGUUAGCUUCAGAGAUGUGGACGAGUAUUUCCCUGUUUUCACUCCUGAAUUCCCCAAACAGAAGCCUGCUGUUGAUGACGGCCAGUGCGGCAGGAACUUGCCUUUUGACCUGUCUGAAUACUCUGACUUCCUGGAUUCAGAGCGCAUGGCCACUGUUCUACAGAAGCAGGGCAUCGACGUGACAUCCCCGGAUCACGUUUAUGUUUUCUGCAGGGACAGCAGCGAGAGCACAGAGGAAAACAUGGAGAAAACGGUCAUCAGUCACUGUGUUUUGGAGGAAAGUGGUGAUGAGGAGGAGUGUGACCGUUUGAAAGAGGCUCAGGCGAAUAUACCAGAACAGCCAGCUUCUGAGGGUAAUGGCAGCAGCAGCAGUGGUAGCAGUCAUUAUAGCAGCUGUGAGAGUGACCAUUACAUCAGUGUCCUGGAAGCUUCUCUUCACCCCGAACAUCUUGUACAUCCCAGGGUAGAGGACGUUUCUGUUGGUGUUGCAUCUAACAAAAGACUUCAGAAUCCUACACAGUCGUUUUCAGAAAGUGGAGGUGGGAAUCAUCCACAUGUUCAUACAGAUCCUAAGAUGGAUAUAAUACCAGAAACUACAGGUGUGGAGGGAAAUCUGCUUCUGUCGGGAUCGAAACACCAAAAUGAUGAUGCAUAUGAGGCGUGUAGUGAUUUUGGAACCAGGAACCCCUUGAGUGAAGUUGGUGAUGACCAGCCAGUGGCAGGGAAUGCAGCUGAUGCAUUACAGGAAGACUUCAAUCUUCCGUUCACACCGAGUCCUUUUGUGACAGGCCGGACUCGCUCGAGGUUGAGCCGCUGCUCGCUGCGAACAAGCAGAACUCCAGCGAGCCUCCUCUCCACCUCAUCUCUGUUUGAAGAGACCCUUCCUACACCGGUUCGUACACGCCGCCAGACGCCUAGGUCUCAGAGCAGACAAGAAUUUUACCAUUCACCACAUGCACCUUGUUAUACACCGUCCUACUCAGGGAGCAGCAUGGGAGGCAACUCCUUUCCUACUGAUUCCCAGGAUACACAGUCCAGCACCCUCAGAGCUGGUUCAAGUGUUAGUCAUAGCCAAGCUGACACCCUCAUCCUCUCCAAGAGCGUCACUAACUCUAUGUCUCAGUCGCAGACUUUGUCGGACACUGUCGUUCUGGAGAAAGACCCGAACUCUUCGAUGGACGCUUAUGAAAGAAACCUUGCAGAGAUUAUUCUGGCCAUGCAAGGCCAGGAUCUUGCAGAGGGCGGGGAAUUCCUGACAGAUGAUCUGACAUGUACAGAUGAAGCAAUAACAAAGGUAAACACAAAUAAAGCUUCUCUUGGGGACAAAGAAGGUAACCCAAAAUAUGACGAUGCCUGGAUCACAGAGGAGUGUAGCUCUCAACCCGACUCUGUGUCAUCUUCGUCCAGCUCCAGCUAUUUUUCCCCAAGGAGGUCCAGAGAAGACUCCGAACUUCCCUGCACUCCAGGCACUGGAUGCACCCCGAGGUACAGCAUGAGCCGGCUGUCAAGCUGCCGCAGGCCACAGCACCUGGCAAAACUCUCUUACACUCCCGGGGGGCGACCUCUUAUUCAGGAUAUUGAGGAACCAGUGCAGUAUCUCUACACUGAUACAGAAGAGGGCCACAAGCUGAUCGAGACCCAUGUCCCACCUACAGCAGACACCUCCCUCAGCUCCAGCAUGAGCACGGCCACCAGCAGCAGCAGCAGCAGCAGCGAGGAGACCAUCAUUUACGAUUGGCGAUCUAUGCACACCGACAUGAUGGAGGACAGAGGGAAGGAGAACGAGAAGCCUCCUAGGGAGACACAGGAAGAGGAGAAUGAAGAGGAGAGAGUGAUGCCAGACACCAGAGGGAUGACUGACAAGGAGCUGAGGUCACGACUGUUGGAGCUCGGGGAGAGCCCGGGCCCUAUCAGCAGCCGGACCAGGCCCGGUUACAUGAAAAAACUGUGCCGCCUGCUGCAGGAGUCAAACUCCAAAUCACGACCUCAGCAGAAGCAGAUAGACCAGCCACAAACAGAUUUGGGUUACAGUCCAGAGCUGUGCCGGGCGCUGAGGACCUUCGAGCUGCCUUGUUGCCAGUCGGACGAGCAGGCUCUGUGCCAGCAAUUCGACCAACCAGAUCAGAACAGGAAGUGGAGAGAAGGCAUCAUCAAGUCAAGUUUUAACUACCUGCUGCUCGACCCAAGAGUGACAAAAAACCUCCCAUUCCGCAGUCACACGACGACCCCGCACGAGUGUUUCCAGACAUUUAUCAAUGCUAUUUUUUAUGUGGGGAAAGGAAAACGCUCCCGCCCAUACAGCCACCUGUACGAGGCUUUAGAGUAUUACAAAGGAGACAAGACCUCCAAGAAAUUGUGCACCAAGGUGCAGCACAUCCUCCAAGUGUGGGGCGCCGAGCAGGGCGUCAUCUCUCUGCACUGUUUCCAGAACGUCAUCCCAGUGGAGGCGUACACAAGAGAGGCCUGCAUGGUGGAGGCCAUUGGGUUGAAGAUGCUGACCAAUAAGAAGCGGGGGGACUUUUACGGCGUGGUGUCCAACUGGCAAGUGAAGAGGAAACGGGAGCUUGGGGUCCACCUGCUGUACAGAGCCAUGCAGAUCUUCCUGGCUGAGGGUGAGCGACAGCUCAGACCAGCUGACAUCAGACAGUAGAGACCCCUAGUGGACGGGUUUAUGAACAGCAACCUAGCACUUAAAGGGAAUACCACUAUUUGAGGAUGCAAGGUAAUCCUUCUUUGAACAUAUUUGUGCUCCUAUGACCUUUAGAAACAUCAAGAUCGCCUUUGCCAUCAUUUACUUGCUUCCUUUUUUUAGAGCCUUUUAAGAAUGUGCAACAAUAUAAUGUUUAAGUAAAAAAAGAGAGGUCAACAUGAUUACAUUUUUAAAUCAUAACUGUGAGACAACAGCUCUUCAGUAAGUCAAACCAAAAAUAGUACAUAUAAAAUAAUCUACAACCCAUUUCAAAUGAGUCAACAUUUUCUAAAAGGAGCUUGAAGGGUGGUAAUAACAAAGAAAACCUGUUAGUCUUUUCUCUAGUGUUAAAAAAUGGUAUUACUAGUAUGUAGCAUGAUUAUUGGUACAGAUAAAUCAAUGAUUAAGUCUGUAGUUUAAGAAACUGAAAUGUGUUAGAUGUGAUUUUAUUUGUGUCCAUAGUCGGAUGGGUCAGGGUUAGGGAUCUAUAAAUGAAGGAUGCCUGUGACUGUUGGUAGAUUAACCUACAAUGUUAGACCAGGAAACAUUUCAGUCUCUGGACCAGUUUGUGUUUUAAGCUAAUACUCAUAAAUAAAUAAUCAUUUUAUCAUUUUAUUAAUCAGCAAAGUCGGUCUAAGCUGACCGUCAUGAAGAAACAAAACCUGUCACCUGCUUCUUAAAAAAAUAACCUCUCUCUCAUGUCUCAUGGUGUAAAUGUAAUUAUUUAGGUCAGUGAGCUUGAAAACCAUUCAUUAUGUCCUCGGAGGUGAAACACAUGAUCCAUCACAUGGAAGCUGCAUAUAUUCUUUAUUUCACACAAGAAGCAUUAACAAACAAUCUGAAUCAAAGUUUUGUAUUUUAAAAAUGUAUUUUUAUACGUCCAGAUUCUCAGGUUGAUCAAAAACUAACUUACUAUAAAUGAGUUCAUCAUACAGGGAGUACAACACUGAAUGUGUUAAGUUUCUAAGAUGAGUGCACUCCAUCAUUUGCGUGAUGAUAAGGCCUUUGAUUUUUUUCAGGUAUGAUUGUUUUUUAAAUAAAACCCUGCCAUUGUGAUUUUUUUUUCUUGAUUGUCUUAAAAUCCAUCAGUCCCAUGUCUGUGUAUUAUACUUCUUAUCUUUUUAUACAUACAAGUUUACAUUUAUUUUUCCAUUGUGAUCAUAAAUCUUCGCUGUGACUGCUGUGUUGUUUUGCCUCUUUACUUUGCUUUCAUGUAAAUGUAGUAAAAUACAAAAUGACAAAGCUGAGUUGGACGACUCUUCAGUCCUUUCCUUGUCUUGUACUUUGGUGUCCCUCUAGUGGACAAAGGAUGUCAUACUUUUUGUCUCUAUGA